Molecule: messenger RNA, 342 nt
Organism: Pedinophyceae sp. YPF-701
Lineage: Eukaryota; Viridiplantae; Chlorophyta; Pedinophyceae
Source: the annotation of a GenBank genome assembly
AUGUCGGGGAAGGAGGCUGUCAGCCGCGAGUACACGAUCAACCUGCACAAGAGGCUCCAUGGCGUCACAUUCAAGCGCCGCGCGCCUCGCGCCGUGGACGAAAUUCGCAAGUUUGCUCGCAAGAUGAUGAAGACGAAGGAAGUGAGGCUGGACGCGAAGCUGAACCAGGCGGUGUGGUCGCAAGGCAUCCGCAACGUGCCGAAGCGCCUCCGCAUCGUCGUCUCCCGCAAGCACAACUCCGACGAGGACGCACAGGAGAAAUUUGUUUGCCACGUCACGGUUGCGGAUAAGCAGAGCUUCGCCGGGCUCGGGACGACUGUCGUCGACACUCAGGAGGAUUGA